AAGUAAAAGUAAAACCACUUAAUUUAUUUUCUAAAAAAAUUUAUUACAAAAUUUAAUAAUUUUAAAUAUUAUACGUUUUUAACAUUUUAUACAAUACCAAAAAAACUUUGCGUAAAGUGUCCUCUAACCGAAGAAGGCCCUUGGUUUUAAAUUGAACGACUCUGUUUACCCCCUCGGCGGCCUCUCCCUCCCUCACCAUCUGAUUUGAGUGGCCGUUGAAUCGAAUCUAAUCGGAUUCCGUUAGAUCGAACGACAGUGAUACGCUGGGAUGUUCGAAGUGACGUGUUUGAAUUGAAUCAAUCAGCCUCCUGCUUCCGGGAGUCCGCAACGGUUUCCGCACACGACACGCGUCAUAAUGCGCCAUUUUAAUUUUCUUUUAGACGAUAUUACCCUCGCCUGUUGCACAAUCAUCUUUAACUGAUUUGUAAAUUUCGGUAAAUUGAAGGGUAAUUUAGUCUUCACAACAGUAUCAACGAAAUAUCUUCACCGGGAAUCAGCUGUAGCUGAAUUGCUCACUUUAACCUCUGCCUUUCUCUAUCUUUCUCAGGCGACAUCAUGGCUGUAGUUCUUGGAAAUUUAGCGUCAUUACCUGACGUAGCCUCGCCGAGGAUUGUAUCGACGGACCGGAAAUCUCGUCCCGUUGCGGUCGACGUUGGUUUACACCUGCCGAAGAGGGAGUCGGACGGUGAGGCUAGGGCUCACCGACUUGUGGCUCGUGGCAAAGCAAAUUCGAAAGCAAACGCAGUAGAUUUCAACGCGGAGAACAGUGACGAUGAGGGAAACGGUAAUGGGUUUGAGGAGGAAGAGGCGAGGUACGACUGGGAGAAGGAAAUGAGGAAGAGAUUGAAGGAGAUUGAGGAGAAGGAGGAGUUGGAGACGAAGGCUGAGGAGUUGCUAAAAAAGGCAGAGGCAGAGGAAGGUGAAGGUGAUGGUAAAGAAUUGACAGAGGAGCAGAAGAUGUUGAGAGUGAGAAAAGAGCUCGAGAAGGCAGCUCAGGAGCAGGCAGAGAGGAGAGCAACAGCAAAAUUGAUGUUUGAACUGGGUCAAAAGGCUUAUGGAAAGGGCAUGUACAGACGUUCUAUUGAAUUUCUUGAAGGUGCACUCACAAUCAUUCCAAGGCCUUCAUUAUUUGGGGGUGAGAUACAAAUAUGGCUUGCCAUGGCUUAUGAAGCGAAUAAUCGCCAUGCAGAUUGCAUUGAGCUUUAUCUGCAAUUGGAGGAGAUGCACCCCAAUGUGAGCAUCCGACGUCAGGCUGCUGAUCUUCGCUACAUCUACCAAGCACCUAAGAUCAAGAUAACACAGGAGGAGAUGGUUACAAUCCCGACAAUUACUAGUUAUGACAGCUAUGAUGGCUAUGGGACGGUAUGGAUUGAUAAAGAUAAAUACAAAUACAAGAAUUGGUAUAAAAGGAGAAAUGGAUCAACAGCAAAUCAACCUCCACCUUCCAGAGACUUUCUAGGAGAGCUUUUUGACUUUUUGAUGUGGCGACCUCCAGUUGGAUUGGAGAGGAACCGGGCUUUUUGGUUUGCUUUAACCCUAUGGUUUGGCUUGGUGGGAGCUGCUCUCCUUCAACAAAGAUGAAUUUUGCAGAAUUAGACAAUCCUGUAAUUGUUAAACCACGAUGUAUUCAUUUAAUUAUUUGUUCAGUUCUUAACUUAAUAAUAUUUAAGUCAUUGUCUAUAUAACAUCAUAUUACGUACAUGAAGCAGAAAAUGUGUUUGCAUCAUGAUUUUAUCAAUCCAUGAUUAUCAGUUGAGUUUCAGUUC
Rubroshorea leprosula is the source of this 1766-nucleotide messenger RNA. NCBI's taxonomy places the organism in Eukaryota, Viridiplantae, Streptophyta, Magnoliopsida, Malvales, Dipterocarpaceae. The record is from the annotation of a GenBank genome assembly.